This is a messenger RNA of Tremella mesenterica DSM 1558, 1860 nucleotides long. RefSeq lists its product as uncharacterized. The coding region runs from base 1 to 1860 and encodes 619 amino acids. NCBI's taxonomy places the organism in Eukaryota, Fungi, Basidiomycota, Tremellomycetes, Tremellales, Tremellaceae. The transcript has 5 exons. The record is from RefSeq and is a predicted model, not a curated record. Gene Ontology annotation, cellular component: nucleus. Gene Ontology annotation, biological process: regulation of transcription by RNA polymerase II.
AUGGCCAUGAUAUUGAUCACGACAGUCAAAAUGACAUCCAUAUCACAUACCUCGAGAGAGUUUGACAAGCUGUAUCAACUAGAUACCCAGUAUGAGCCUAUUGCUGGUCCCUCUCGCUCCAGGUCAAGAGCAACCACACCGAAAACUCCAAAAUCACCCAAGUCUCCUUCCUCCCGACCUCCUUCGAGGACAGAACGUCGAUUCGUUUGUUCACAUCAAGGUUGUGGGAAGGCGUACUUCAAGCCUUCUAGACUUGCAGAACAUGAGUUGAGUCAUACGGGAGAGCGACCACAUUUAUGCCCAGAGUGUGGUCAGACAUACCUCCGUACUUCACAUCUCCACGCACAUAUGCGCACUCAUCUGGAUCCGGAGACCAAACCGUUCAGAUGUGAUAGAGAAGGAUGUGGGAAGACGUUCUGGACAGGAACUCAUCUAAGACGACAUGAGGAGGCACAUGAUUCCGUUCAAACGUUUACAUGUGACAAAUGUACACAGACAUUCAACAAAGCUCAUCAUUUAAGAGAACAUUCCUUGUGUCAUUUACCACCCGGUACGAAACCUUUCCAAUGUACUCAAAAUGGAUGCGGGGCUUCGUUCAGUAUGAAAGCGCAUCUAAAGGCUCAUGAGAAAACGCAUGAUGCUACGAGAUACACAUGUUCUCAUCCCUCUCACGUCAUCUUCCCCUCUUUCCCCACUUGGUCUUCCCUUCAAUCUCAUCUUCAUUCCGCUCAUCCUCCGACCUGUCCAUACGACCAAUGUGGCGGGCGGAUAUUCAAGAAUCAUCAACGACUAAGGGAUCAUUUGAAGGUACAUGAACAACAAACUCUAGACUUGGGCAAUUUGGUCCCUAUCCCUACAUCUCAGACUUUAUCAACUAGAGCGGAUCAUGUGGAUGACUCAUCUGUAGUCAAGGAAUCAAGACGACAGAAGAGAAAAAGGCUUUUGCGAGAAUCAGGAACAGACAGGGGUGUAGAAGUUGAAGUGAAUGAUAUGGUAGAUGAGGAAGGGAAGGGAAAGAAAUUGAAGAGGAUUGAAAGUGGACAAGAGGGAAAAGAAUGGGAAUGUGAGGCGGAGGGAUGUACCAAGAAGUUCAAAACCAAAUUCGCCUUGCAAACACAUAACCGAGCCGUCCAUCAAGCUAAACGAUUUAUAUGUCCAAACGAAUGCGGUACAAGUUAUUCCCAUAUGUCCAACCUCACUCGACAUAUCCUCUCAGAACAUCCUACAUCUUCCACCGUACCCACUACUCCUAUCCAACCCUCGAUCUCUGGUUCACAAAUCUAUCCAUCGACUCCUCCCGACUUGUCCAGGCUUCUCAAGUCAUCAGAUUCCACAUCGAUACCUCCUGACUUCUCUGGUAAAGUCCAGAUCUCCCCUGGUAUAGUCAAAAUGGAACCUUCGUCUCCCACUAUGAAUAAUCAUCAAAACCGACCUUCACUGUAUGGGCAAGACGAACGUUUUAUUGAAGAAACAAGUGGUCAGGAGGGUAUAAACUCCGAAUUGACCAAAGACAUAGAUGAAGUAUCUGGUCGUGAGGAUCUGAUCAACUCAAGAAAGAAGAAAAGUAAAGAUUAUAUAAAUGGUCAUGAGAAUAUCAAAGUAUUUGGAGUAAAACAGAUGGACAGAAAAGUAAAAGUUAAGAAUAUGACACAGUCAAAACAAGAUUUGUUAAAUUUAUUCAUUGGUCCUAAUGAAGAAAAUCGACCUUAUAUAUGUCCACACCCUACUUUCGGAUUUGAUCUAGAACAAGAAUGUCAUCAAAGAUUUUGGAGAAGUUAUGAUUUAAGUCGACAUCUUAGAUCUGUUCAUGGAUUAGAUUUAUCACCGGAAGAAUUGAAUAGGGUGAUUAUCUUAGCUUGA